Messenger RNA from Xylaria bambusicola, 1728 nucleotides. RefSeq names its product origin recognition complex subunit 2-domain-containing protein. Gene Ontology annotation, molecular function: DNA replication origin binding. The record is from RefSeq and is a predicted model, not a curated record. The transcript has 3 exons. Gene Ontology annotation, biological process: DNA replication. Gene Ontology annotation, cellular component: nuclear origin of replication recognition complex; nucleus. Lineage: Eukaryota; Fungi; Ascomycota; Sordariomycetes; Xylariales; Xylariaceae. The coding region runs from base 1 to 1728 and encodes 575 amino acids.
AUGGAGAGCAGUAGCCUAGCUAGACGACAGCAGCCGAAUGCUGCUGAAACAACCACGAGGAGCAGCUCGUACAAACGCGCCAUAGAACAGGUCGACAGAGCAGAAGAGAGCACGCCCUCGAAACGAAGGGGCAGACGGCCUGCAACUAUUGCAGGUGCUAAUAGUUCUCGCUCGGAAUACGAUUUUCCUUCAGACGACGAUAAAAAGCCCAAGGCAACAGGGGAGGAUACACCAAGAAAGCGAGGGAGGCCUUCAGCAACCAAAACACCUCAGGCAAAUGGGGAAGCAUCUACACCCCGCGGCCGUAAGAGCAAAGGGAUCAAUGUUGUGACCCCAUCUAAAACCCGAGGUAUUGUCCAUGGAGAAACACCGCGGCGACAGCGCAAUGAUCGAUCUGCAAGGAAGAAGAGCGCUAGAGCUUUGAUUGAGAAGGUCAUUACUGGCGUCUCUAGUGACGAGGAGGUUGAUGAGGACAUCGCUCGAGAAAUAUAUGAAUCGAGUGAAGACGACGAAGUCGAGGACGGCGUCAUAAAUAGGCACCAUGGUGACGAAGACACAAAUGAAAUAGGAGACGAGCCCUCAACGCCGUCCAGGAAGUCUCGCGGCCGCACGACGGCUAAGAAAGGAACAAGAGCACGCAAGAAAUCUCCAACGCCACCUCGAGACCUGCCUCCUCACGAACUUUACUUCGCGCAAAACCGACCCGGCGCCGCAAAAACAUCGAAUAAUACUCUCGCAUCUCUCAAACUCCUUACCCAUGAAGAAUAUUUCUCCCUUCUUCGCGAUUACGAAGAGCCCCAUCAGGAUGAUGUCGAGUUUCUCGACUCUAUUCACGUGCAGUCUUUCCCUCAGUGGGCUUUUGAGCUUUCACACGGCUUCAGUGUCUGCUUGUAUGGAUAUGGUUCAAAACGUGCACUCCUACACAAAUACGCGAAAUAUAUAUACAGUACAAUUUCAGAUCAUGGCAAGCAUCGCAUUGUAAUUGUUAACGGUUAUGUGCGCGCGAACAUGAGUUCUCUACGGGAUAUUUUAUCUGUAGUUGCCGGGGCUAUUGACUCAAAACACAAGCUCGCGGCGGGUGGACCAUCAGUGAUGAUGGAAAACUUGAAGAGUCUACUGUCUUCCCACGAUAUUACGAUUACAGUUGUCUUAAAUUCUAUAGACGCUGCCCCUCUGCGACGUCCAGGUUUUCAACCGAUACUGGCCCAGCUGGCUGCACAUUCCCAAAUCCAGUUUAUCUGUUCAGCUGACACGCCCGACUUCACGCUGCUCUGGGAUAGCAGCUUGCGGUCUUCAUUUAGCUUCGUCUUCCAUGAUUGUACAACAUUCAUCCCUUUCACGACUGAGUUGGAAGUAGUAGAUGAUGUUCACGAACUCCUGGGAAGGAAGGCUAGACGCGUGGGUGGAAAAGAAGGCGUGACAUAUGUUUUGCGUAGUCUAACUGAGAACGCACGGAACUUAUACCGCCUUCUAAUAGGCGAAGUACUCGUUGCCAUGGAUGAUGAGGCCGACCUGUCGAGUGAGAACCCAGGAAUAGAGUACAGAAUGAUAUAUAAUAAGGCGGUUGAGGAAUUCAUAUGUAGUUCGGAAAUGGCGUUCCGAACGUUAUUGAAAGAAUUCCACGAUCACCAGAUGAUAACAAGUCGUAAAGACAUACUAGGCACCGAAAUGCUCAGUGUGCCUUUUCGAAAGGAAGAACUUGAAGGAAUACUUGAGGAUAUUGUAUGA